AUAUGUAUAAACGUUUCUUCUCCCUAAAGAAAACACAUUUGAGAUUUUCAUCAUCGAAAGAGAUAGAGAGAGAAGUUAAAGAUAACAAUAACGAUCAUGAAGCUCGUCUGGUCGCCGGAAACUGCCUCUAACUCUUACAUCCACACCGUUAGAACGUGUAUAAGCUACAAAGAAUCGAGUGUAGCCGAGUAUUUAUCAGCUACGGCGGCUGGAUGGAACACGAGGCUGAUCGUGGAGACUUGGAAGCGUGGAGACCCCAUCGCCACCAGUGUCGGACUAGCUGUAGCAGCCAUACAUACCCGCGGAAGACACAUAUGCAUAGUUCCUGACGAGGAGUCAAGAUUGGAGUACGAGACCGUGAUGAAAAGAGCCGUCGUGAGCGAAGCGACGGAGAUAGUGGUCGGAGACUCGGUGGAGGACGUGGUGGAUAGACUCUCCGGCGUGGACUUCUUGGUGGUGGACUCAAAACGAGGCGAGUACGUCAAGGCGUUGGGGUUAGCGAACACGAGCAAAAUGGGUGCCGUUUUGGUGUGUAAAAACGCCACGCAGAAGUCUAUCCCUGGGUUUAAGUGGCACCGUGUUUUGAGACGAGGCACACGUGUUGUAAGAUCGGUGUUUUUACCCGUCGGGAGAGGGUUAGAUAUCGCACACGUGGGAGCCAGUGGUGGUGGUGGUGAUUUGAAGAAGGUUCAUAGUCGUUGGAUUAAACACGUCGAUCCUCGGUCAGGAGAAGAGCAUCUGUUCAAACGCAAAUAGAAAAUAAUCUGGCCAUGACAGCACGCUCAUCAUCGUCACCUAGAAGAAACCACCAAUAUCCUAUCGAUGACCAUGACUUGAUCAGCAAACUCCCAGACGAGUUAUUGCAAAUGAUUCUUUCAAAAUUGUCCAUCGAAGAAGC
This is a messenger RNA of Brassica rapa (field mustard), 898 nucleotides long. RefSeq lists its product as uncharacterized. Lineage: Eukaryota; Viridiplantae; Streptophyta; Magnoliopsida; Brassicales; Brassicaceae. The record is from RefSeq and is a predicted model, not a curated record.